Messenger RNA from Papaver somniferum (opium poppy), 4189 nucleotides. Its product is annotated as polyadenylate-binding protein RBP45A-like. The coding region runs from base 2818 to 3537 and encodes 239 amino acids. Gene Ontology annotation, cellular component: cytosol. Lineage: Eukaryota; Viridiplantae; Streptophyta; Magnoliopsida; Ranunculales; Papaveraceae. The record is from RefSeq and is a predicted model, not a curated record. The transcript is spliced from 10 exons. Gene Ontology annotation, molecular function: mRNA binding.
AGUUCUCUUCCUGGUGGCUUAAACUCUUUUCUCCGAAUCAAAAUCUAACUCUUUCCUCCAUAAAAUCUAUCACGUUGAGAUUACCAUUUUCAGUAUUCUCUCUGUCAUUUUUCUCUCUAGAAUCAGUACUGCAUUCGAAGCUUCUUCUUGAAAGAAAUUUAGUGAAGAAGGUCAUUAUAUCAUCAAGAUUCACAGGUUGUUUCUUUGAAUUCCAUUGAUAUAUACAACUCAGAAAUUAAUCUUUCUGACUCGUGUAUUUCUCUGAAGACUUUAAAGCGUACUUCCCUAUCGGCUCUGUCCCUUGUCCGCCUCUUCUUUUUACCUGAAUCUAUUGUAAGAUCUACAUUCGGUCCGCUUCUAUUCAGCCCUUCUCCUGGAACCCGAAGAACGGUAUCUUCAUCUCCAUGUACUACUCAAGUUAAGUCAGAUGAUUUCUCUUCUAACAACAAUCUCGGUUUUAUCAAAUGCCCUGACAAUGAUAUAUUGGUUUUCUUCCCUACUGGGGAUAAUCUCCAUAAACUUGGGCGGGCUAAAUUAUCCCUAAAAAUAGAUGAAAUACCAGAAAUAUAUGAUGCAUCAGACUGCGAGUGGGGUGUGAUUGUUAAGAUUAUGGUUAGUUCAGUUUGGAAGCCUGCUAAUUUUGUUUCUCGUGAGGGUUUCCCACCACCACCUUCUGUUGUUACUCUAGGUUAUUUGUCAGCUUGUACCACCCACUCUGUCCAUUGGUUUAAGAUUGACUGGGAUCGUAAAGAACAUCAACAUGUAUUGGUUAACUUAGGUUCCAAGCAGUUCUCUGCUUCUGUUCUUCAUGCUUGUUGGAGUCCACAUGUGAAUUAUGAAAGUCUGGUUUUGUUACAUAGUGGUGAACUCAUCUUAUUUGAUUGGGGUCGCUUACCUGACAGAACUCGUUUAGAUGUUGAAUGGAAGGAUUCAGAUUUGGGUACAGUAACUUCAGAUACGAGAUGGUUGAGUUGUGAAUUUGGUUCGCAUCCUCGGUUUUUUGUCAUUGCUUGUUCAGAUGUUGUUUACCAAGUCGAUGGGAGGUUUCAUGACAAGUAGAUUGCAAGCAUUCUAGCAAAGAUCGAGUUGUUUGCUGACUUGCAAUUACCUGGGCCUGAGGAGUUGUUAGCUGGCACGCACGAGCCUGACGAAUUCAUUACGUUUUGUAGAGCGGGUUCUGGAGGUUUCAAUUUCAGUAUAGCAAGCAAAUGUGGCCUAUAUCUCAUAGACACCAGAAAGCCACUAUCUCCUGUGUUACAAUGGUUUCACAAUCUUGAUUACAAACCAACUUAUAUGCAGGUGUUCGAACUUUCUGAAUUAAGGUCCAAGGCUGAACGUGACAAAUAUAAAUGGGACACUCAAUCUGGUUUUGCCAUUUUACUGGGGUCAUUUUUGGAUGAUGACUUUAGUUUUUUCUUUUAUGGGCCUCCUUUGCCAGCUCCACCAAUCAGUGGCUUCUAAAGUUGCAGAUUUAUGCCACACCUUAUAUGCAUGGGGGCAUCCUUCGUAUAUAUCUUUGUCUGGUCCCCGAUGCUAUAGUGGUGAUAGCCUCAUACAAGAGGAGUUAUCAAAUGCAAGGUGUCCUAAGAGAAAAAUCAUGGGCUUCUGCGUCAUCACUGAAGAUCUCUUAGACAUCCAUCUUGAAAGUGGUGGCGGCUGCAGUUUUGGACUCGUUAGGUUGUUGCCCUCUGGGAAGAUCGAGUCACAGAUGUACAAUGCUUCUUGGAGUUUGACAAACCAUCUGCAAUAGAGCAUUUGGAACCAGCUGAAUCACCUUAUGAAGACUUUCGUAUGAGUUUGUUUCAGAGAGGUGAUAUAUGUAAGAAAAUGAAGUACUGGGAACUAGAUUAUCUCCUUCCUUACAUGGUGAUAUUCUUGCAAAAGUCUUGAAGGAGGGUUCUGGUUGUAUGCAGUCAUAUACUCAAGAAAAGUACAAAUAUUUGCAUGACCAUUUGAAGGCUGCUAGUGUUGAUCAGAUUGGGUCACUGCCUGAUAUUGUUAAGGUUUUAAUUUCUGUUAGUGUUCCAAUGAGCAUAAAUGAGAUUGCUGUAAGUAAAAUGUGGACUGGCCUAUCCAUCGGUGCUUUACAGCUAGGGCAUUCUUCGUAUCCAGAGCUCCCGCAAGUUAAACUGGACUUUAAGGAAGUGUCCAUGGACUUCUUACAUAUUCCGAAGUCUCCUCAGCUGCCACCAUUUUUAUUGAGGAAGCCUUCGAGGAGAAAUAAGGAGUCCGAAAAAGUGCAGCCUGGUGAUGAUCUUUUGGAACCAGUGCUUCCUCUUCCGGUUCUGGUCAAUCUUCACAAGGUAGAAAAAGAGAUGGGUGCAUCAGCUGCGGACAAAAAUGAAUUCUCAUUAACUCACCAAUGCAAUGAGAUCAUGAGAGUGGCCAGCAUUAUGGGUUUGCCAGGCUCGUCUGCUGAGUUACUUGACUCCCAUGCUGUUUCUCUUGAUGAUGACAUGGAAGAUAACUCUAGUGGUUUCCAAGAGGUAAAGUCACUGGUCUUUUAUAAACCAACAUCAUUCACUAGUGAGAACCGCCACUCUGUGGAACAGCCUGUUCUGGAAGAUACCUCUGCGACAUUCAUCAUGAAAGCAAACAAAUCUGGUUUAGAGAUGUUUGAUGAUCUGUGCCCAAUUGAGUUGAAGUUUGAUUCUCCUACUAGAAACUUUGGGAAGGAGGAGUUGGAGGCACUCAGGUUGUUGAAGAGACGAAUUUCCUCAUGGCAGGGAAAGUAUAAGCCUUAUCAGGCUUUAGUUGGACGUCAAGCGUAAAAGAUGAUAACACUCUUUAACUAUCCAGACAUGCAAUGGUCAAUUGAUGCCCAAUAUUGAGCAGAACUUCAGGUUGAACUGGGCUUCUUUUGGCUCUGGAGAUAAGCGUCAGGAUGACAGUGCUGACUUCACAGUAUUCGUUGGUGAUUUGGCUGCUGAUGUUACAGAUUAUACGUUGCAAGAUACAUUUAAGGUUCACUGUACCUCUGUUAAGGGUGCAAAAGUUGUUACUGAUAGAACCACUGGACGUUCUAAGGGAUAUGGAUUUGUUAGAUUUGCUGAUGAAGGCGAACAGUUGAGGGCAAUGACUGAAAUGAAUGGUCAAUUUUGCUCAACAAGACCCAUGCGUAUUGGGUCUGCUAGUAACAAAAAAACUAUUGGUGUCGGUCAACAACAAUAUCCAAAAGGAUGCCUACAAGCACUCAUGUUUAGGGGCCUGAAAGUGAUUUCAGCUGAAAUGCAUUCCUCGUUAACUGAGAGCCUUAAACUCCUAGCACUUGCAGUUUUAGAUGAUGCACUUCAUACUUUAUCAGUCUCUCAUCAAUCAGUAGUUAGGUCAGCCACUUACCAGAGUACUCCGGAUGGAACUCAGAAUGAGAUUCAUCCAAAUAAUACAACUAUAUUUGUUGGUGGUCUGGGCUAUAGUGUCACUGAGGCAUACUUGAGACAAGUUUUUAGCCAAUUUGGAGAGUUAUCCCAUGUGAAAAUACCUGUAGGAAAACGCUGUGGGUUUGUUCAGUUCGAUAAUAGGACUUGUGCAGAGUAGGCUUUGCUGAUGUCAAAUGGAAGUCGUUCAAAUAAACAGGAUCACUCCGGUGGUAUGGCUCAGCAACAUGCAGAUCCAAACCAGUGGCGUGCUUCAUCUCCAAAUAAACAAUUUAUUUAGUUGGGGAUUCCAUUGGAGGAUGUUAGCACUUCCAUUGAUCUAAUGGUACUCCCAACAAGUAUUUUUCUUUUGUUAGCGCUCUGAAUUGUUAGCCGACUUCUUUGUGGUUCAGCAACAUCAUUUGGCAGGUCAGCCUUGCAGGCUUGCAGGUGCCCCGAUGAAGGUGGCAGUAGUCAGACUCAAUAUUAAAAAAGGCCUCCCUCUUGCACAAAGACUUGGGAAAAUGUCCCUACUUUGUUACCAUGUAUAUCUGUAAGAACUAAGAACUAACAAUCCCCUAGUCUCUAGGUUCCUUGUCCAUUGGAAAAUAAAAAGAAAACUAACAAUCUGUUGUUGAAAGAACUUCUUCCUCGUAAAAAGAUGUGUUAGGGUUUUAGACCUUUAUCACCGGAGAAAAGCUUAGCACAACAAGAAAGAGCCGGAUAAACCCUUUGAAUUGGGGGUUAGCCACCAGCUCUGAGAAAGAAAACUAAAUAAACUGAUUUGUUUAUAUUGAUUGAUAAUUAAUACAACUCAGAGUUACGUAUUUAUA